AUGCAAUGUGCAGCCUCCGGUGACAAACCGCCGCAGUUUACAUGGGAAAGAGAUGGAGUCACAAUCUCUAGCAACACAGACCCUAGAUACGCAUUAGGUCAAGUGAUGACAUCAGAUAACUCAGUAGUCACUCACUUAAACAUUACGCGGGUAAGAGUUGAAGAUGGAGGCUUAUACUCUUGCACUGCUAAAGAGGGAGACCAUAUCGCUGCGUACGAAAAUCGACUCGAUAUUUAUGGUCCACCAUACAUCAGAUCUCUUCCUCCAAUAAAGGUCCAAAGUGGAGAAGCUGUGAAUUUGAGAUGUCCGUAUUACGGGUACCCUAUUAGUAAGAUAGACUGGGAUUAUAAAGGAAAAAUUAUAAACUCCAACAACAUAUUCCAAUCGAGAUAUAAGCGUUAUUUAUCGAAAAAACGCAAAACCAGAAGAAACGUGGUCAACAUGCACGGUGUUCUGACGAUACCUGAAGUAACGAAGGAGCAGAAUGGCGCAGUAUACACAUGUAUAGUAACAAGUCCUUCGGGUGAAAUGGCUAGGAGAGCUUUCGAGAUUCAAGUCAUUGAAGCACCCAUCUUAGAGGAUUUGCUUUUGGGAAACAAUCUUCAAGAGGGACAAAUUGUAAAUAUUUAUUGUAACGUUAGAAGCGGCGAUCUACCGAUACACUUCGAGUGGCUCAAAGAUGGCAAGAGAAUACCGAGUAGUUUAAAGGUUGUGGAACGAAGUUCGGAGUUAUUCAGCGCCUUGGUUAUAAAGAAAGUGUCCUUGGAGCACUGUGGUACUUAUACUUGUGUUGCAUCAAAUCACGUAGCAAAAGUUAAUAAAUCCACUGAGCUCUACAUAAAAGUUGCACCAAAAUGGGCGGAAGAGCCCUCAAAUUCUUCACUUCUACUUGGUCGAAGAGGAACAGUAUCUUGCAGUGCCAACGGGUACCCUCAGCCACAGGUGCACUGGAUGAAAAAAGAUGCUCUUCUCGGUACGUGGCAACCGGUACUGGAACUCGCUGGCGGUGGGAUUCUGAGCCUACCUAACGGUACUCUAAUCAUCGAGGAGGUAUCUCUCACAGACGAAGGCUUGUACUCCUGCAACGUUGAAAAUGGAGUUGGCAGUCCACUCAGCAAAACUAUAUGGAUGAGUGUUAAUAAGCCAGUCCACUUUGACACAACUUCCACAAAUGUGACUUCAAGACUUGGACAUUCAGUAACUUUGGAAUGUAAAGCCCUAGGUGACGACCCUAUAAGGAUAUUAUGGACACAUAAUGGCAAUGUUCUGGAUUUUCAAAUUCACAGAGCUAAACUCUCGGAAUCCAAAACAUCUUUAGGUCUAACUAGUAAGCUUAAUCUACAAUAUUCAGAGACUGGUGACGCUGGAUUGUACCAAUGUAGGGCCAACAAUCCAUAUGGUACUGCAACAUUCAACAUAUAUUUAAAUAUUUUAGAACCUCCCACUCCACCUACAGAACUGAGGGUAGAAUCAGUGCGAGCGCGAUUGGCAGUCGCAUCGUGGCGGUCGCCGAGAACGCACGCGCCCAGAUACGUUGUACAGUACGCUCCGACGCAUGUAGUUGACAUCAGUUGGGAUCAUGCAGUUACUCUGAAUAUUACACGGAAGGAUAACGAUAUAAGACAAUCGGUUGAACUACAAAACUUGCGGCCUGCGACUGCGUACGUUGUGAGAGUUGCGACUGGAAAUCAAGUUGGAGUCAGCCGGUUUACAGCACCUACACACUUCACUACACAUGAGGAAGCACCGUCGUUACCACCUGUAAACAUAGUAGUUGAACAAACAGACGCUCCAGGUGAACUAUUCGUAUCAUGGUUACCACCUCCGAAAGAAUCGCACAAUGGCAUAAUCACUGGAUAUCAUGUAAAGGCAGUGCCACAAAAUGUACCUGCAAUUUCAGAGGAAACUGAUACUAGGACUCUGAAGGUGUCGCAGAAAUCUGGAAAAUUGGAAACAAAAAUUAGCGGCUUACUUAAAAAUACAAGAUACGCAGUAACAAUAUCAGCCUUCAACAGUGCAGGUUCGGGACCAUAUUCAUUGCCUGUGUUUCAAGAUACGAUGGAAGGUGCACCGGAACAUGCGCCCACAUCAGUAGAAUGUACAGCAAUAUCGUCAACAUCUCUCAGAGUUGGCUGGCAGCCUAUAGCGUCUAAUGGACAAGGAAGCUCGCUUAUCGGAUACACGGUAUUAUAUGCUACUGAAGAAAGCGCGUGGCAGAACCAAACCUCGCUACAUACUGAGUUAUACCUGCAAGCUCUCAUGAAGUAUACAAAUUACACGGUCAAAGUGGCGGGCUACUCCAAUUACGGGCCUGGUCCAUUUUCAUAUCCUAUUAUAUGUACAACCUUACAAGACGUUCCUGAAGCUCCAGCUGAUAUUAAAGUACUGGUGCUGUCGCCCACCUCUCUACUAGUCAGUUGGAAACGGCCAGAACAUCCGAAUGGGGAACUCCUUUACUAUACCGUGUAUGUGAAGCCAACGUCUAGCAGUAGUCCGCCACAGACGCAUCGUAUAGAAGCCGAAGGUCGUACAAUGGCGGAGCUGAAAGACCUCACCACUGGCAGGACAUAUGAGACCUGGGUAUCGGCCAGCACGAGAGCUGGCGAAGGCGCUGCUAGUAGAAGAGUAUCGCAUACUCCUUCACAAAGAGUCGUAGCUGGCGUAGCGUCACUAGGAGGCAUGGUCUCUGUAGGAGUGGGGAGCUCUCUACUUCUAGCAUGUUCGUGCGUGGGAUCACCACCACCGCGCACCGUCUGGUACCACAACCACAAUAUCAUCACACACCACCCGAGGUUCACAAGAAACCACGACGACAGUUUACUCAUUAACAAUAUAGACCAAUCGCUAGGUGGGAAUUACACGUGUCUCGCUAAAAACUUAUACGGCUCCGACUCAGUGGAGUAUGUGGUCAUUGUUUUACCUCUACCAGAGGCGCCUAUACUACGAGCUACGCCGUAUAAGGACUCUAUACUAGUGGACUGGGAGCAACCUUACUACUCCAUUGGUAACAGAAGCUUCACACAGAAAAUCAGUUACAGUCUAACGUGGAAAGAGGCAAGCGGUCCGUGGCAGGAAGCUUGGCCAGCGAACAAGCUACCUAAUCUUUCCGGUGUUCAAAAGCACGCACUAACUGGCCUUAAAUGUGGCACCAAGUACUCCCUGCGUAUAACUGCCACCAAUAAAGUUGGGACUUCGCAACCAGCUUAUAUUGACGUCAGCACGUUAGGUGGAAUUCCGAUUCCACCGUCCACAAACGAAUGGCUCUGGAGCAACUGUUCGCAUAUAUACGUGCAGCUCGCGGGAUGGGAUGACGCUGGCUGCGAAAUGAGAAGUUGGGAUGUCGAUUAUCGUGUGCUUGGUUCGAGGAAUUGGAUCCGCGCUCACAAUACACUGAGAUACACCGACCCGGCUUGGAGUAUAUACCAAGCUAACACCCCGACGUACCGCACUAGUUCAUUCGCCAUCAGCGACCUGUCACCUGGUACUUGGUAUCAAGUUCGAAUCACUGCGACUAACGAAGCUGGAAGUGUGACCACUACUUAUAAUUUUGCCACCAAAAACUUAGACGGAAGUGAAGUGGGACCACCUUCCGAACUAUUGGACGUUAACAUGUUGGUUAUAAUCUGCAGUUCGAUAUUGCUGGCUUUGUGCCUCGUCAGCUGCAUUUAUAUACUGGUUAAGAGGCAGAGAGCCGGCAACCUAACCGAGUACCGGGACUCCAUCACGGCGGACAAGUCCGGCAGCGGCGACGUGACGGCGAACACGUCGCACAGCAACCUCGCCGGCGUGAAGGACAACGCAGCGAACGCGCAGAACAGGAUAUAUAGCGCGCCAAUACACAUGAGGAACAAUAGCAAACAUGAACUAUAUGAAAUAAGUCCGUACGCACAGUUCGCCGUCGGCUUUCGGACGUUUGGACACGUAGAGAACCAAGACAUGCCAUGCCGGCAAAAUAAACUUAGAUACGAUACUGAGACAAGUUUUCAAAUAUGUUCCGAGUCGGAGGACAGCGACAGCAUAUCGAAGUCUACCCUAAAAAGUGUGCCGAGAAAAAUUUGCAGAACUCCGCAUCACAGAUAA
Messenger RNA from Parnassius apollo (apollo), 4080 nucleotides. The record is from the annotation of a GenBank genome assembly. NCBI's taxonomy places the organism in Eukaryota, Metazoa, Arthropoda, Insecta, Lepidoptera, Papilionidae.